AUGUCCCACAUUGCCACCAUAGCUAUCGCUUAUUUCUUGAUUACACUGGUUCAUGCAUCUGAUACGGAAGAGAAUGACGAAGUUCCUACAGAUGUCCCUCACAAUCCAUUUGGGUCAAAGAAGGAAUACGAGCGUCCUACAAGAAAGAGUGAAAGAGUAGCGGAAAGAGAGGAGGUGGUCUCCUCAAAGAAUAAUUGGGGUUUCCACGAUGGCCUAACGGAAUGGCCAGAACGGGACAGUAAGGAAAUUAGGACGAAAAUGUCACAAAAAGUUGCUACAACAACGCCAUAUUAUGAAGAAGUCGACCCAAAUCGCAAUGGUUUAUUAAAGGACAUUGGAACAAUAAAUGUGGGUUUCGGUGUAGGAGUUGGUGUACCUGGCAAUGAUCCAGUUAGCGUUGGAACAAGGGUUGGCGUUGGCUUCGGAGCUUCCGGCUUGGCUGGACAACUACCAAUCGGUCAGAAUAUCUAUCCGAGACAGGUGCGAACCUUCCCUCAUUAUCACUUGACACUGUCCUUUCUUUUCUUUUUGUUCUUGGACUUUGAAUUCGGAGAAUGUUUAUGUGCGCUGAUCAUAUAG
Molecule: messenger RNA, 579 nt
Organism: Strongylus vulgaris
Lineage: Eukaryota; Metazoa; Nematoda; Chromadorea; Rhabditida; Strongylidae
Source: the annotation of a GenBank genome assembly